Lachnellula hyalina is the source of this 1035-nucleotide messenger RNA. Its product is annotated as Short chain dehydrogenase. The coding region runs from base 1 to 1035 and encodes 344 amino acids. The transcript has 2 exons. Lineage: Eukaryota; Fungi; Ascomycota; Leotiomycetes; Helotiales; Lachnaceae. The record is from RefSeq and is a predicted model, not a curated record.
AUGGCCACAUCAGCAUCAUUCAAUCUUGGGCCUCCCCAAGAGAGCCCCAGAUCUCUGUUUCUGAAAUCACAGUUAUGUUCCCCAGUCCAGUGGCCCCCGAAAGACACAAAUCUGGAAGGCAAAGUCGCCAUCGUGACAGGUUCAAGCAGUGGUCUCGGGCUCGAAGCAUCUCGCCAGCUUCUAUCCUUCGGCCUAUCGAGCCUAAUCAUGGCUGUACGGUCAACGGCAAAGGGCGAGACAGUUGCGUCCAGAUUCCGUCACCAAUUUCCAAAGGCUGAUAUCCAAGUCUGGUCUCUCGAGAUGGAGUCAUACGACUCUAUUCAGGCAUUUGCUCGCCGUGUUAAUGACGACCUCUCCCGCUUGGACAUCGCUAUCCUUAACGCGGGGAUGCAGAUCGGCAACUUCGCUGUGAUCCCCAAUACGGGACAUGAGACAUUGAUUCAGGUGAACUAUCUCUCCACCAUGCUUCUCGGCAUCCUCCUCCUCCCGUCACUGAAGGCCAAGUCACCCUCAGGACCAGGUAGGCUUACUAUCAUAAAUUCGGGCACCGCGCGUGGCGCUACGAUCUCCGAGCCCAAUGGGGGACUAGUACUGUCUGCUCUCGACGACAAGUCGCGACCGUGGGAUCCCGUCGAACGAUACGCUGUUAGCAAGAUGUUGGCGCAUCUGUUCUUGAUUGACCUGUUGCGCUAUGUUAGCGCUGACGAUGUCGUUGUAAAUCUUGCAGAUCCGGGAAUGGUCAAAAAUACAGACCUGCAACGUGGUGCACCACUGCUUGUGGCUGCUUUCUUCUACAGCUUCAAGGCUGUCUUGGGACGAACUCUGCCUGUUGGCGCAUCUGCAUAUAUCGAUGCAGCGAUCGUCAAAGGAAAGGACUCGCAUGGUUGUUACGUGGCUAACUGGAAGAUUUCACCGUUUCCUGCAUUUGUUUACACGCCCGAGGGAGAAGCGGCGCGAGAGCAGCUGUGGCAGGAAACGAUGACAGAAUUCCAAUUUGCUGGGGCGCAAGAAAUACUGGACGGCCUGAAAAGAUGA